CAGGCAGGGAUUGAGAAACGACAGCCAGCAAAACCGGUUAGGCCUAUGACAAAGGCGACGGGACAAAGCACCCAUCAAUCCCGGGGUUCAAUGCAACCUCUCUGCAGGACUUUCUGAACCUGGCUCCGUGGUUAGCCAGAUCAACCGCGGUAAAACCCCGCUCAUCUCAGUUCUCAGAUGACCUCGCAGACUGGUCCAACUCUUUCACGUACACCGGUGAAAAGUGAGCCGAAGCACUUUACAGCAUGGCAGAAAAGGAGGCGGCAUCCGGGUCCGCUCCCGCCAUGAACACAUGGACCGAACACGGGACAGAGACAAUCGAAGUUGAUGCUGCUUUAGCAAGCGACUUGGACGAGACGGCCGGAGACUCGAGCUACGCGACAUCCUUGGCUUCAAGUGUGGUCGACUACCCUUUUGAGCAUGGCCGUCGAUAUCACGCUUUCCGAGCAGGAAGAUACUCGCGACCAAAUGACGAGCAGGAAAUGGACCGGCUUGUCCUCCUCCACAACGUCAUGACACGCCUCGUCGGGGGACUCUAUGCCGCGCCCAUCGACAAGGAAAAGACCCGUCGUAUCCUCGACAUCGGCACCGGAAACGGCGCGUGGGCCAUCUCCAUCGCAGACGACUUCCCCAACGCCACGAUCAUCGGCAACGACCUGUCAGCAACCCAAGCCGCGUUCGUCCCGCCCAACGUCAAGUUCGAAGUCGACGACGUCGAAGACCCGUGGGUCCACCCGGCCAAAUUCGACUGGAUCUUCUCCCGCUACAUGGCCGCCUCCAUCCACGACUGGCCCAAGCUAAUGUCCCAAAUCUUCGAAAACCUCAACCCCGGCGGCACCGCCGAAUUCCAAGACUUCAACCUCCUCUACUACUCCGAAGACAGUUCCCUCACCCCGCAGCACGCGCUGCGCGAGUGGAUCGGCACGCUGUGCGGGGCGGCCGACAAGCUGGGCCGGGACGCGAACCCGGGCUCCAAGCUGGAAGGGUGGGCGCGCGCGGCCGGGUUCGAGGGCGUGGUGCACCGGCGCUACCGCGUGCCCAUCGGCGCGUGGGCGCGGGAUGCGACGCUGAAAGAGGUGGGCACGUGGAACCUGAUGCAGGUGCUGAAUGGCCUGGAGGGCUUGUCGAUGCGGUUGUAUACGGGCGUGCUGGGGUGGAGCGAGGAGCAGGUGUGGGCGCUGCUGGCGAGGGUGAGGCGGGAUUUGGCGGAUCCGAAGGUGCAUGCGCUGUUUGAUUUCCAUGUUGUUUAUGGGCAGAAACCGGAGUGAAUGAGUACGGGGGGUCGAGGCGCGGAGGAGGGGGUUGCAGAGCGCGGGUCACUGCUCGGA
Messenger RNA from Chaetomium fimeti, 1328 nucleotides. Its product is annotated as S-adenosyl-L-methionine-dependent methyltransferase. Lineage: Eukaryota; Fungi; Ascomycota; Sordariomycetes; Sordariales; Chaetomiaceae. The transcript has 8 exons. The coding region runs from base 246 to 1268 and encodes 340 amino acids. The record is from RefSeq and is a predicted model, not a curated record.